CCAACAUUUGCUUUCUCUCUCUACAAACACCACCAUUUUCAAACCUUCAACCUUCAAUUACUCCCUCAUUUCUCAACCAAAUCCUCCCAAACCACCACCAAAAUUCUCCCCUCACUCUCCUCUACACACUAAUACCCAUCAAUCCUAUCCUCUCCCCUAAAUUCGAAAUCCGAAAAUCCCUACCCCCAAAUCCCAAAAGUCCGAAUUUCUUAAGAGCCUAAGAGGUACUCAUGGCUCCCAAACGAGAUAGGGUCGUGACACAAUUAGCAAGGACACCAGUUCCAGGCUAUGAAAGGGUCUGUUUCAGAAACGACGAACACAGGGCGAAAUUUGUUGAACAAAUUGAAAGAGAGGUACACCCUUCACGUUUUUUGUGUCAUGCUACUCUUACCAUUCUAGGUAUCCUUGAAACAAUGCAUGCUUUGUUCAUGAAGUUGAGUAUGGAAUUGAUUUUUGGCAUGAAGUACAAUUCAAAUGAGGAUGUUAUCUAUGAGUUUUUGAGCUCGGCCAUGUUUGUAUCAAAUGCACAUGAUUUUCUUGAGGACAAACUCACGUUUAGGUAUUCCAACACUGAACGUUCAAUUACAAAACAUGCGUUUGCAAAUCAUUUUGGCAUCCCGAUUCCUGAUAUGAGGAAAAAUUCCGAUGACACGAGUUAUGGGCAUAACAUGUGGAAAACAAUGACGGGAGAAGAGAGAGUUAGUUGACUUAGUUCCUCUUCACUCACUAUAACUCAUGUCCAACACCCGGUGCUUCGCAUAUUCUUGAAGUUUUUGGCUAAUAGCAUUCUUGGGCGCGCAAACAACCAUCACACAAGAAUGGGUGAUGUAUGCUUAUUGACCAUGUCUCAAAAUGCAAAUGCAACACCCUUUAACUUGUGCAACUUGAUGUGGGAACAUCUCAAAAAAAAAUGCAAGGCAAAGGGGACUAUUUGGGCGGGAGGAGUAAUUAUGCAUUUGACAACAAAAUUUGGCUAUACGGAUCGUCAUCCUAUAGCUGACUACUGUUUGAUGGACAUUGAUUAUCCGACCAGUGCCUUAUGUAUCUCCCAUUCCCAUUAUAAUAAGCUAGGUAAGGACUACUACAAGUGGACUAUUCAUCCUAGGCCCUUCUGAUAUUUCACUUUGCCCUCUGAUGACCUACCUCCACUUAUUUUCAUUGAGGAUAUGAGCCAUGUACGCCACUACUUAUUUCCCAAUGCCAUACCUCCACACCUUCGACAUCCUGUAGAUGAUCUACAGGAAGAGCAUCAUGAAGAUAUGCAUGAGGACAUGCCCAACCCACCUCAAAACCCACCUCAAAACCCACCUCAAAACCCACCGCAAAACCCACCGCAAAACCCUCCUCCAACCGACUAUUUCCAACAACUUCUAGCCGGAUUUCAAAACAUGAGAACGGACUACAAGACCAUGGUGGGUCAAUUUGACCAACUUAGGCAAGAAGUUGUUUGUUAUCGAGAGGAGCAAAGCACGGGAUUUCAAAUAUUGGAGGAGGACCGCCAAGCGGACAAUCAACGAUAUGAGGAAGAUCACCGUAGGAUGUAUGGUCCAAUGUACUCCUACAUAGCUCACCAAGCCUCUUAUAAUGCUAUGGCCACCCCACCUCCACCACCCUCAUGGUAUGACCCCACUCACUAUGGUAGUUUUGGGGGAUCGAGUUCUGGCGGUGGGGGCUAUGAUGGCGGAUUCGGAGGAGAUGCCACUAUGGGCGACGAAGGCACCGGCGGUGGUUUUGGAGGCGGUUUCUAUGGUGGCGAGGGCGGGCACUAGGGAUAGUGCUUGGAUUAAGAAGGGGGGAGACUCCUCAUUGGACCUCAUUUGAUCUCUUGAAAGAAGAGGAAGGGAAGAAGAAGAAGAAGAAGAAGAAGAAGAAGAAGAAGAAGAAUAAAAGUUUGAGCAUAGAAGACCCAAAAAAAAACACAAGAACAAUGUUGUUUUAUAAACUCAUUUAGAUUCCUUGGUGGUAUUACGUUCUUUCCUUUUAGCACUCAUUAAAACUCUUAAAUGUUUUGGAAAAUUCUACUUUACUCGAGGGCGAGUAAAGAGCUAAGUGUGGGGGAGUUUGAUACCUUUGUAAUUUCCAUGUGUAUGUUUGUAUUUUUAGUUAAUUUUGUUGGUUGAUACUUUGGAAAUUACACACUUUUGGUGUAAUAUUUUAGUUUGCAAAAUUAUUUGUAAUUUGUUUAGAUUAGGAUUAUUCUGAGCUUAGGACAGGUCAAAAUCAUCCCAAGAAUCAAAGGAUGGAUCCUAAAGACCAAAGAAUGUGCAAAAAGGAGAAGAUCAAAUGAAAAUUUUGAAAUUUGUUCAAUACUCGGUCGAGUACUGCCAAUACUCGGUCGA
Messenger RNA from Cuscuta epithymum, 2339 nucleotides. The record is from the annotation of a GenBank genome assembly. Lineage: Eukaryota; Viridiplantae; Streptophyta; Magnoliopsida; Solanales; Convolvulaceae.